AUGUCGGGCCGUUUGGAGCCGCUGUCGUCGGGCAGUGCGACGUGGGACGAGUCCGCGUCGCUUGUUAAUCGCGAAGUGCCUCCACCCGUGUCCUACAGCGGCAAUCAGCAGCAGCAGCAGCAUUCCCACACGAGUCGGCUGUUGCCCGGUACUGGUGGCUCUGCCAAAAAGCAGAAUAGCAGGAUGCUGACCAAAGGGGAGUCCAGAGAGAGCGAGCCGGUUGGCGAUGAUGCCGACUAUGUCGACAGCGACGUUUCCGUUCUGUCGCAAUUCCACGAGGAUGCCAUUUCUCAGGCUGGAUUUGGCUGGUUUCAAUGGACCCUGUACGUCAUCAUCGGACUCGGACUGGCAGCAGACACAAUCGAAUUAUUCGUUGUCGCUUAUGUGCUGCCUUCCGCCGAAGUCGAGUUGUGCAUGAACAAUGUGAAGAAAGGCUGGCUUGGUGCCAUAACCUUCUUCGGGAUGAUGAUCGGUGGGUUCGUGUGGGGCAGUUUGGCAGACAGGAUGGGUCGCAGAAAGGCCCUCCUGUCCGCCUUGACGGUGAAUGCGGUUUUCGGUGCCAUCGCUGCCUUCAUGCCAACUUAUGGCACUUUCAUGACAGCCAGGCUCUGUUCGGGCAUUGGUGGAAUUUCAUGGCAAAAGUUGAAAAGUGUCGAAUAUAAGUUUUGGGAUUGCUCUCAUAUCCAGCAUUGCUCAUUUAUCUUGACGUGCGACAGAAUCGGUGGUUCCUUGCCCGUGGUCUUUGCCUACUUCUCCGAGUUCAUGAGCAGACGGAGUCGAGGCAAGCACUUGUCCUGGCUUCUAAUGGCCUGGGCUAUUGGUGGUGUAUUCGUGGCACUGAUGGCGUGGACCAUUAUCCCAAGGACGGGUGAGUUCUAUGGAUUAUCCCUUUGGUUUCCCGAAUACCUAAAGGCGUUGAAGAUGGACGAGUACGACUCGAAUGUGAAGUUGGUCGUGGGCGAAACGUACGUGAAACAGGUAUUCAAUGGGACCCUGGACAACGUCAAAUUUGUCAAUUCCACAUUCACUGAUGUCACAUUCCACGGAAUCGUUUUGAAUCACGUCGAGUUCACGGGGUGUUUACUGAAUCGCUGCGAGUUCAGCGACGUGGUUUCCUCGCGAACAUUCUUCAAAAAUUCCACGCUGAUCCAGAACCACUUUGCCGACACCGACAUGUAUCCCUACAGGUUCAGCGACGACACUGUGUUGAAAAACAAUUCAUUCUUGGCCAUGAUGGGCGGUUGCACCCUGGACUUUGAUUUAAACUUCCACUUGAACGAAGUUUUCAUGGAGAACUUGAUUGGACAACUAGCUCUGAUUCCAGGCACGGUACUUUCUGUUUUCCUCCUGGACAAACUUGGACGUGUCAAGAUGAUAUGUGAGUCUCGGAUUUUUCGAAUGUAUGUCGAUGUUUUUGUCAGCAGCGGCAGCGUUUUUCAUCUGGUUCCUGUACACCAGAGUCGCAGUGAUUGCUUUCGAGGCGAUCUUCAAUUUUAUAUUUAUUGUGGGCUGGAAUUCCUUGGACGUGUCCACGACCGAAAUUUACCCGUGUCAUUUAAGUCUGCCGAAUUGCCGGAAAUACUCGGGAGUUUGACUUUUGGCAACUACAUUGGAGUGAGCAGAGCGAUUCCGAUGCUAACAACAGCUGCUGUGCUUCUCAUUGGAGCCAUAGCAUCGAUUCGAAUCCCGGAGACAAAAGACAUUCUGCUUUGA
This is a messenger RNA of Notodromas monacha, 1713 nucleotides long. Lineage: Eukaryota; Metazoa; Arthropoda; Ostracoda; Podocopida; Cyprididae. The record is from the annotation of a GenBank genome assembly.